AUGGCAGCUAAUGGAGAUAACCCUCCUGGCCGCGUGCCUGGAAAUGGAUGGAAGCCCGCAGAGCCAGCCUCGUCCAUCCUUGCGGCACAUUUCGCCCCGCGUCUCGCAUCCCAAGGGCACGAAGCGCAGCAGCGACUGUCGCGAGACACCUUUUCUCAGCUUCGGCAAGAACUUCUCGGUGAGAAACAUAGCCAGAUGCGUGUUGAUGAAGGUAUUACCGAUAUCAACAAAUUAGUAUGUAUUGUUCUCCAGGCCGGCUUGGAAGCUAGUCCGACCAGCAGCGCCUCGGAAGAGGAUCUGGAAGGGCAGGUUUUUGAUUGUCUGGAUAUCAUUCAAGCAAGCAUCGAAAAAGCCCCACAGGCUCUGUGGGACAUUUCGGAUCCGCUUAUACUGGGAGAGGAAGUUCAAGCGCCGUUGUUUGCAUGGUUGAUCCUUCGACUGAUCAGGUUAGCCUGCAUCUGGCAAUCCGAAGCUAUUCAGGACAAAAUUCGCCUGGUAUUCACUAGCAUCGCUUGUUUGCAAUACAAACAAGCUCUUUCAUCUCCUUCGCUUAAUGGCAUCUCGAUAUUCCUCCGAAUUUGCACAUCGGAUAUCUUAUGGUCACUGGAAACAUCUCGGGUUCAUGACUGGCAAAAUGUUCGCCUCGUGAAGAUGUCCAUACCAGCAUCCAGCGGGUCUCUUCUUACGGAAUUGGACCAUCUACACCUUCCUCGCGGUUUACUGGGAAGAAGUCUGGCGCUGGGUACUCUCUCCCAGGCAUUCAAACUCGCAUUAAUGUUACUGGACUCGUUCAGCCCCAAGACGACCAUUGAAAGCCUGGAGAAGCGCCGAGUCCUUAUUCUUCGCCAGAAUCUCUCUUGGGUAAUUAACGGAUACAAUCGUCUACGAAAAGUAUUAGUCAAAUGGCUACAGACUGCACGCUCGAAGUUGACCUCAGACGAAGAGGAAACCUGCCUUCAACUCCUAGCAUCUAUCCGCCGUCUCUGUGUGCCUAGGUCAACUUCACCGGCUCUGCCGUCGGACAUGGGCUUGGCUUCGACCUGGGCUCAAUGUUUAAGCGACCUAAUCUAUCCAAGCAUUAGCCAUUCAUUUCUUGCAAUGCAAGUGGAGAUAAGUAACUAUCUAGACGAAUUCGUGCAAACAACUAGACAGUCCAAUACAUCCGCCCAGCUGCUGAGGGAAAUAAUCCUGCCGAUCCUGGCAGAGAUCGAGGACCGGGAUCUUGACCUGCAGUCAAUGGAUUCUUGUCUUUGGGCAUCUCUUCAAUCCCUUCGUGCUGAGCUGUUGGCCACAUCAAUAUCUGAAAGACGCUCCUUGGCGGUCACAUCAGAGGCUCUGGUUGAAGAAUUGUCCCUUGCCAGUCAGAUACCUGAUGUGACGGGUCAAAGAAAAGAGCAGAACAAUGAAACACGCGCAUCAAAGCGGAUCUGCCUUUCUGUUGAGCCCUCAGGCCAGGAUCUUCAACAGAGUUUAACGGCAACCCUCUCUUCGCUACUGGGCCAUGAUCGUAUUGAAAGCUUGACAGACUUACACGCUGCCAUUCAGAGCUCAUUCGAGAGCCUACCUGAACCCCACAAGGUGGAGAUCCUGGAAUUAAUGGGCAAGGUUUCCUGUUCCGUGACGAAGAAUUUGGUGCAGAAGCCAUCGGAGAUUGGAACGCGGGAGACCCUCUUUUGUCACGUCUGUGACGAUGAACAUCUCCAGCCUGGAAUGCUUCCGGAGAAAGAAACGCCUCAGUUCGAGGAAUUGUGGUCAAUAUUCAAUUUCAUAUUGCCAAAACUUACACGCACGCCUGGCCCACGCAUCGCUGCUAUGGUGGCUUUAAAGAGAAUUCUCAUGCACUCUCCUGGCUCAAACCAGAUGCACCUUUCAUCAUCUACAGCUGGAGAAUUCUGCCUUCAUUCCCUUCGCAGCUCUAUCCGAGAGCUUCGGAUCGCGACCGGACUUUCAAUGGUAGCAUUUGUGCGUUCAAAUCUCCAGCCGGACAUCCGCCGGGCAAAUUUUGUCAUUGUCUUGGAAUGGUUGAAAAACCUCUCGGAGAAAGAUGACAUGCCUUUGCAGGAAACCUGCGUUCUGACAUUGUGUCGACUUGCCAGUGCUUCAGAAGACGAAGAGAAAAACAUUAUUCUCCUUCGUCUCUUGGAAUAUCUCGGUCAUCCGAAUCCCUAUGUCUGUGCAGUUGCGUACAAUGAGCUGUCUAAACUUGCGCAGCAAUCUGCAUUGACUCCUGCUGGCUUGUUUCGGCCCUAUUGGAGGACUCUAUCCGUGGUGGUCGUCAAAAACCUCCAGACUCGCCCAUACAUGGCAGAGCAGCUUUGCGAAUUGCUUGGGAUGAAAGUUGAUGGCUUCCUUCGCUUGACAGAGGUACAUGUUCUCCCGUACUUGGUUCUAACCCGGAAGCGGGACAUCAUUUGCAGAAUUGGGGCAAGUCGCAAUGAAGGUGAAUCGCCAUUUGAUGUCUGCUCCGAAAAGAACAACCUCGCUGCGAUCCUUGCUUUCCUAUUGUCUCAGCAAUCGAACAACCCGGAGGCGAUGAUCAUGUCUUUAUUAGCUGAGAUAGAUCCUGCUUUCAAAAGUCGAACACUAGCCGAUCUGGUGCGGAUUGAGCCGAUUCUCAUCGCCUGUGACUUACUCAAGAGUCUCGGGGAUGCUGGAGAGCAGAACAAGGAGAGAUUUCAUCAAGCGCUAAGCCGCCUGGCCACAUUCGUUCCGCGGAAGUGUGCUCAUGGAAGUUCUUCCAAAAAGACAGACUUGUUGAGCCACUUUAUUGAGGAGCAUGUUCUUGGCAUCAUCACUCAAUUUGCAAAUGCGAUCAACGAUUUCCAAGUGAGACAAACCUUGGCGGAAAAAAGGCGAAAUCUCAAGGCCAUAGAAGAGAUGAUCAACAUCGCUCAAGGCCAUGUUAGCAAUGCGUUGCCCCAAGUCUGUGCCUGUCUCCGAUCAGCACUUGAUAUUGAGGAGCUUUGCGACCAUGCUUUUGCAGCCUGGAAGACCUUGAUCGGCUCGCUUAGUGAAGAGGACAUUGAGCCGCUCAUCGACCAGACAUUGGCGAUUGUCAUCAGGUACUGGGAUAGAUUCACGGAAGAUAGUCGAAUUCAUGCCUAUCAGCUCAUUGACCAUAUUUUGACGAAUCAUCCGAACUUGGUACGGGAUACUUUCAACACCAUGCCCUCUCUAGCUUCGAUUCCUGAAAUGACAUCUUUCGAAGCCAAGAUCAACGAGUUGAGGACGCAAAUGGACGUUCGAAGCCAGUUCCUUGCCCUCAUCCGGCGCUGUCAAAGUGAGAAUGCCACAGUUGUUGAGCAGGCUCUGGAUGAACUACUGCCUUUUCUGUCAGGAAACGAGGAAUUCUUGCAUGUUUCUGUUCUCAGCGAGCAGCCAGAUCCUGUGAUCGCUCAAUUAACGAGGGCGCUGCUUGACUGCUGUGUGAAAUUUAACACCAGUUCGGACUCAAUCACUCUGCUGUCCUCGCGAUGUUUGGGUCUCGUCGGAUGUCUUGAUCCGAACCGAGUAGAGACAGUCAAGGAAAAGAGGGACAUUCUUGUUCUGUCAAACUUUGACCGAAUGGAAGAUACGGUAGAAUUCGUUCUGUUCUUCCUCCAGCAUGUCCUAGUUGAGGCUUUCUUGUCAGCAUCUAACACCAGGGCUCAAGGAUUCUUGGCUUAUGCCAUGCAAAAUCUUCUCAAAAUUUGCAAUCUGAACACAGCAGUGACUCAGCGGAAUCGAGAUUUUGAUCAGGGCGACGAGAAAUAUCAGCGGUGGAUAGAGCUUCCAGAAAGCGUCCGAAACACUCUCACGCCAUUCCUAACCUCUACUUACACAGUCACUGUUGUCGGAGCUACCUCCAAGGUUAUAUAUCCUUUGUUGAAUACCAAAAUGACCCAUAGCGAGUGGCUUCGAACGCUUGUACAGGAUCUGCUCCAGACUGGGAAUGGGGAUAACGCAAAGCUCAUAUUCGCAGUAUGCAGCCGAGUCGUAAAAGGGCAAGACAUCUCGAUUUCAUCAUUUCUUUUACCGUUCGCCGUCCUGAAUCGCAUCGUUGGGGGGACUCAACCAGAGUUGCAGGUUCUCCAGCUUGAGUUGAUGAACGUUCUUUCGCACCCCCUCCCUGACACUAACAAUAGUGUCCGUGAAACUAUCAUCAGUAGUAGCCAGAGCGUUUUCGAGGUUCUGGACUAUUUGUCGAGAUGGCUUCAGGGAAAGAAAAAGCAGCUUAAUAGCCUGAAUUACCAGUCUUACCAAUCCAGCCGCUCCCACAGAGAUGCCAACCGAGAUGGACUUCUUGAAAAGUACACGUGUCAGAUCAAAUCUGUCGAAGCUGUUUUAGCUUCUAUUCCGCCAGAGGUCAUAUCCAAACGAGCCGUCGAAUGCAAGUCAUUUUCUAGGGCUUUAUUCCAUUGGGAACAGUAUAUUCGGAAAUGCCAAUCGCAGCCGGACAUGCAAGAGCGCUCCAAUACCGAGCCUCUCUAUCAACGACUACAGGAUAUAUACAGUCAAAUCGAUGAACCUGACGGCAUUGAGGGCAUUUCAAGCCACUUAUCUGCGCUCAACAUCGACCAGCAAGUUCUGGAACACCGCAAGGCGGGAAGGUGGGCUACUGCACAAAGUUGGUACGAACUUCAGCUUGAGAAAGAACCAAAUAAUGUCGAUGCUCAAUGGAACCUUGUCACUUGCCUCAAGGAAUCCGGUCAACAAGAUGCGAUUCUCACCCGUUUCGAGGUUGUCAAAGACAACGAAUCUGCAGCGUCCCGAUUUUUGCCUUUCGCAGUAGAGGCAUCGUGGAUCACGGGAAGAUGGGAUAAACUCAAGGGCUACUUGGAGUUAUCUGCGAAAAAAGGUACCGGGGACUUCAAUGCGGGCAUGGGCUCAGCUCUCAAUUUUCUUCGGCAGAACAAAGCCGAAAAAUUCAUCGAGAUCAUCAAUGGGCUCAGGCUCAACGUUGCGAAAUCAUUGACUGCUAACUCUGUAGCCUCGUUACAAACCUGUCAUGAUGAUAUGCUUCGGUUACACGCCCUGGCUGACAUAGAAUCUAUUGCGAAUGCAGGUGCUGCAGGCUCCAAUCCGAGCCUAGACAUACUAGGAGCUUUGAAUCGACGUUUGGAUGUGCUGGGUGGUUAUCUUGCGGACAAACAAUACCUUCUGGGACUGAGGCGAGCUGCCAUGGAGCUAGCAGGCAACUUUGCCAACUCCGACAUAGCAUCAGCCUGGCUCACCAGUGCUCACUUGUCGCGAAAGGGCAACUUCACCAGUCAAGCAUAUCACUCAAUGCUCAACGCGGCUCUACUAAAGGAUCGAUCGGCUACCAUUGAACAUGCCAAACUUCUCUGGAAAGAUGGGCACCAUCGCAAAGCAAUCCAAACGCUUGAGGGUGCGAUAUCAGCCAAUGAGGCUACCUCUGCAACAUCACCCUCGGCGGAUCCCGAUGCAUUAUCAUUCCUCUCCAGCCGUGGGCAGAACGCAAAUGUGACGGCGGCACGGGCUCAUCUCCUCCUGGCUAAAUGGACAGACAGAGCGGGUCAAACUCACUCUCAGGUCAUUGUUCAACGGUAUCGGGAAGCUAUCAAGCUAUACCCCAGGCGAGUCGACCUCUUCGAUCUCGGGAAAUAUCGGCUAAUUCAAGCUUUCAGAUGGGAGAAAGCACAUUACUACCUGGGAAAACAUUACAACAAGAUCCUUGACUCGGAGAAAACCAAGCCCAUGGGGAAGGAAGCUCAGAUAUACCUUAGCGGGGAAGCCACCAAGCUCGUCAUUGACAACUAUCUUCGCUCACUAACUUAUGGGAGCAAAUAUGUGUUUCAAACGCUACCCAAACUUUUGACGCUUUGGUUGGAACAUGCUUCUAUCGUCGAUCAGCCAAUUGAUCCGAAGCGAGGAGACAACGAAGACUUCCAGAGACACACCAAAGCUCAGCGACAGAAGAGCUUAGAUGAGAUGCAUGCUCAGCUGAAAAAAUACAUCUCAUCCCGCCUGCAAGCUGCUCUGCUCUUUACAAUUUUGCCCCAGGUGGUCGCUCGAAUCUGUCACACCAACAGCACGGUGUAUGACCUCUUGACGCGAAUCGUGGCUAAAGCCGUCCAUAGCUUUCCACAGCAAGGACUAUGGACAGUCCUUGCAGUAGUCAAAUCCUCCAACAAGGAUCGAGCGUCCAGGGGCUACAGCUGCCUACAAAAGAUCACGGACUACACCACUAAACACAAAUCAGAGUCAACGUCAUCCGACAUUCGCCGCAUGAUAAACCAGGGCCAAAAGUUCUCUGAAGAAUUACUUCAGCUAUGCCUCGCACGCGUUGAGGAAAGAGCCUCCCGGGUUAGCCUUGCUCGCCACCUCGGAUUUAAUCACAAAGUUGUCCCGUGUCGCCUUGUAGUACCAUUCCAAGCAAUGUUAAUUCCAAGCCUGCCGACCACCGUUCUUGACGAGGCACAGAUCUUGAACUCACUCCAAAAGCCACGCAAGAUCAGUAUUCGAGGGUCCGAUGGAAAGAUCUACAAUGCACUUUGCAAGCCCAAGGAUGACCUGCGCAAGGAUCAGCGUCUCAUGGAAUUCAACAACAUGAUCAAUCGAUUCUUGAAACGGGACGUCGAAUCAAGCAAGCGACGAAUGUACAUCAAAACCUAUGCCGUGACACCGCUCAAUGAGGAAUGUGGCUUAAUUGAGUGGGUUGACAAUCUCCGGACCUUAAGAGAGAUCAUCAUCAAAAUUCUACGCGAGCGUGGCGUUGCACCAAAUUAUACGGAAAUCAAACACUACCUGAAUGAGAUAUGCGCAGAUCGCUCAAUGUCCAAGUUGUCAUUGUUUACAACAAAGAUUCUGGCCAAGCUGCCUCCAGUUCUUCAUGAAUGGUUUAUCGAAAUGUUCCCUGAGACAGAGACCUGGUUCACGGCAAGACUACGGUAUACGAGGUCCUCUGCGGUCAUGUCAAUGGUUGGAUACGUUCUAGGGCUUGGCGAUCGACACGGAGAGAACCUUUCAUUCGAAGAAGGAACAGGAGGCAUUCUGCACGUUGAUUUUAACUGUCUGUUUGACAAAGGUCAAACGUUUGAAAAACCUGAGGUGGUUCCAUUCCGAUUAACGAACAACAUGGUUGACGCCUUUGGUGCCUAUGGAUACAAUGGGCCUUUCCGGAGAACCUGUGAGAUCACCCUCAGUCUUCUGCGGCAGAACGAGGAUGCCUUGAUGACCGUCCUCGAAACAUUCUUGCAUGACCCAACCACCGACUUCAUCGGGAAAAGACGCCGCACUCAUGUAAGUGUGCCCGACACUCCUGCCGGAGUUUUGGAAGAUGUCCGCAACAAACUUCGGGGGUUCAUGUCCAAGCAGCCAAUUCCACUUUCAGUGGACGGUCAGGUAGAUGAGCUGAUCAUGCAGGCGACCGACAAGAAGAACCUGGCGUCCAUGUAUAUCGGAUGGUGUGCCUUUUUCUGA
Molecule: messenger RNA, 7422 nt
Organism: Penicillium atrosanguineum
Lineage: Eukaryota; Fungi; Ascomycota; Eurotiomycetes; Eurotiales; Aspergillaceae
Gene: atrA
Product: protein kinase MEC1
Exons: 24
Coding region: 1-7422 (2473 amino acids)
Biological process (GO): DNA damage checkpoint signaling; telomere maintenance; protein phosphorylation
Cellular component (GO): nucleus
Molecular function (GO): protein binding; protein serine/threonine kinase activity
Source: RefSeq, a predicted model, not a curated record